Molecule: messenger RNA, 2229 nt
Organism: Rattus norvegicus (Norway rat)
Lineage: Eukaryota; Metazoa; Chordata; Mammalia; Rodentia; Muridae
Gene: Suclg2
Product: succinate-CoA ligase GDP-forming subunit beta
Biological process (GO): succinyl-CoA metabolic process; tricarboxylic acid cycle
Cellular component (GO): mitochondrion; mitochondrial matrix
Molecular function (GO): succinate-CoA ligase (GDP-forming) activity; catalytic activity; GTP binding
Source: RefSeq, marked validated
AGAUGGCGUCCGCGGUGGCCAUCGCGGCCCAGGCCGGGAAGCUUCUGCGAGAGCGAUCGCUGCGGCCCCGACUCUUGGCGGUCAGGUCCCAGGCAGGUCACUUAACCCCCAGGAGAUGGCUGAACCUGCAGGAAUACCAGAGCAAGAAGCUCAUGUCAGAGCACGGAGUGAGAGUGCAGAGGUUCUUUGUCGCCAGCACUGCUAAGGAGGCUCAGGAAGCAGCCAAGCGACUGAAUGCAAAGGAAAUUGUUUUAAAAGCCCAGAUCUUAGCUGGAGGAAGAGGAAAAGGUGUCUUCGAUAGCGGUUUGAAAGGAGGUGUUCAUUUAACAAAAGACCCUAAAGUGGUGGGACAGCUGGCUCAGCAGAUGAUUGGUUAUAAUCUAGCAACAAAACAAACUCCAAAAGAAGGUGUGAAAGUUAACAAGGUGAUGGUUGCUGAAGCCCUGGAUAUUUCUAGAGAAACGUACUUGGCCAUUCUGAUGGACCGGUCCCAUAAUGGCCCUGUGUUAGUAGGCAGUCCCCAGGGGGGCGUCGAUAUUGAAGAAGUGGCAGCUUCCAGUCCAGAACUCAUCUUUAAGGAGCAGAUUGACAUCUUUGAAGGGAUAAAGGAUAGCCAGGCCCAGCGCAUGGCGGAAAAUCUGGGCUUCCUCGGGUCUUUGAAAAACCAGGCUGCAGAUCAGAUUAAAAAGCUGUACCAUCUCUUCCUGAAGAUUGACGCCACUCAGGUAGAAGUGAACCCCUUCGGUGAAACUCCAGAAGGCCAAGUUGUCUGUUUUGAUGCCAAGAUAAACUUUGAUGACAAUGCUGAAUUCCGACAAAAGGACAUAUUUGCUAUGGACGACAAGUCAGAGAAUGAACCCAUUGAAAAUGAAGCUGCCAGAUAUGAUCUCAAAUAUAUAGGUCUAGACGGGAACAUCGCCUGCUUUGUGAAUGGUGCUGGAUUGGCCAUGGCUACUUGUGACAUCAUUUUCCUGAAUGGAGGGAAGCCAGCUAACUUCUUGGACCUCGGAGGUGGUGUAAAGGAGUCCCAAGUCUAUCAAGCAUUCAAACUGCUCACAUCUGAUCCCAAGGUGGAAGCCAUUCUUGUCAAUAUCUUUGGUGGGAUCGUCAACUGUGCCAUCAUUGCCAACGGAAUCACCAAAGCCUGCCAGGAGCUAGAGCUCAAGGUGCCACUGGUAGUCCGUCUUGAAGGAACUAAUGUCCAGGAGGCUCAGAACAUCCUCAAAAGCAGCGGACUCCCCAUUACGUCAGCUGUGGACCUGGAGGAUGCAGCCAAGAAAGCUGUUGCCAGUGUGGCCAAGAAGUGAUGGCUGCCCCUGGCUCCCAUGAGGAAGGGCACAUCCCUCACCACUCUGAGAGCUAUUGUUUCCUCACUGGGAAGAGGGCACACACAAGGAUCAUCACAUGAAAAAAUAUGAAGUCUGAGCUUUCUCCACUAUGCUGUCCAGAGUGCCUAACGCUGAUUUUAUACUGUAGUCAUUGUUUAAAAAAAAAUCACUCCUGACAAUUUCACACCUUCUCUUGCCCAGUCAGUAGCAGGGUCUACCAGCUGUGGCCACAGUCAUUGUGGCCAAACAGCGUGCAUAGGUACAGGAUUUGAAGCCAGAUCUAAGUUCAUCCUUAAGAACUUUGUGGACAUUUUUUCUACAGUAGACAAUUUUAUAGGACUCACAAGUUCAGACAGGAUUAUAUUUAACAUAGUAACUUCCAGAAGGUUAUAGCGAAGACACCUGAGCUUCUGUGAACAGUGGUCUCCACUGUCUCCUAAUCCAGUGCAUUUAGAAAGACCACAACCAUUCCAAAGUGUGGCUUAUAUUGGGCAUCCCACGUUAAUACAUGUACAUUGCACACACUUUACCCUUUGCCUUAAUGUUGAAUCUACUGCCUGCCUCACACUGAGUUACAGCCAGAAGCCUUAAUCACAGGUUUGAAGUGGAAGGUUUCAUUUUUUGUCAGAGUUGCUGAAUGCUGAUUUUUAUCAAACUGUGCCAUUAAGCCAUUUCAUGAAGAGGAGAUCAAGCUGUUGGUGGUGGUCAGGAUUUCCCUCUUGUCCCUUCCACCUCACAUCUACCAGUUUGUCACAGAAAGAUGAGAUGUCAUUGGAGAGAAUGUGGCCUUCCUAAUGAUGUCCUUUUUUGUGACGGGAAUUUUCUUAAACUUGAUUUCUUUGUUUAAUUUUAAUAAAUUUAUAGUCAUAUUCAUUUUAAAUAAAAUUGUUUUUCAGUGCUA